Molecule: messenger RNA, 487 nt
Organism: Cyprinus carpio (common carp)
Lineage: Eukaryota; Metazoa; Chordata; Actinopteri; Cypriniformes; Cyprinidae
Product: DNA polymerase delta subunit 4
Exons: 5
Coding region: 140-466 (108 amino acids)
Biological process (GO): DNA synthesis involved in DNA repair; DNA-templated DNA replication
Cellular component (GO): delta DNA polymerase complex
Molecular function (GO): DNA-directed DNA polymerase activity
Source: RefSeq, a predicted model, not a curated record
CCCUUCCUUUUGAAUGUCCGUCUGUUUUGUAAACGAUCGAGUCACAAAGCUAAAGUUAAACGGUUUUAUUGAUGAAGACUGCUGUCAACAUUGGCAAGUAAUUUAUCGUACGACAACAACAUCCUAGCAGCAUUCAGAUAUGACACCUAAGCGUGGCCUCAUAACCGACACCUUCAAGGUUGUGAAGAAGGCAAGGAGAGGGGGCAAGAGAGACAAGUCUCCUUCACCGCCGAUAGCAGAGCCUGAGCCGCCACAACUGAGUGAAAGAGAAAAAGAUCUAGAAGAACUGAAGAAGUUUGAUCUGGACUGGAAAUUCGGACCAUGCACAGGGAUCAGUCGACUGCAGAGAUGGGAGAGAGCAGCACUGCAUGGGCUGAAUCCCCCGCAGGAGAUUAAAGACAUUUUACUGAAGGAGAGCACUGACCCAGAGUACACACAGAGUCUCUGGCGUGACUAUCCCCUCUGAAAAACUGAUGGAGAAAAGACA